UCCUUUUGCAGUAUUAGCAGCGAAGGUCCCCGGAGCCUCGCGCGUUUCUGGAGAAGACUGGGUCACAGGUGGGAACUGCGUUGUGGACGAAAAGGGCUGGCUGGGCUACAGCCCGGGGGAACCCCAGUUUAGGAUCUGGUGCUGCGCAUGCCCGGGGGCUGGGUGAGGGGAGUAGGAGGCGGUGGCCACAGCCAAGCCCAUUCUCCCGCCGCCUGCUCGCGUGAAGAGGAUCCAGGACGAGCCGGAGUCAGGUGCGCAGAAGGCUAGUGAGCUCGCUCUCCUAGUGCGCCCCUACUGCGCGCGGCGCGGGGACAGUUGUUAGUCUUAUUUUGGAGGAGGCUAAGAAGAAUUCUUCAUUUUGAAAUUUCCUAGACCACUGAUAUCAACAAUGUCAUCCAGACCAUUUGAGAGUCCUCCUCCGUACAGACCAGAUGAAUUCAAACCAUCUCAUUAUGCACCAAGCAAUGACUUAUACAAUGGAGAGAUGCAUGUUCGACCAAUGCUUUCUCAGCCAGCCUACUCUUAUUAUCCAGAGGAUGAAAUACUUCAUUUCUACAAGUGGACUUCCCCUCCAGGAGUGAUUAGGAUUUUGUCAGUGAUCAUUAUUGUGAUGUGUAUUGCCAUCUUUGCCUGUGUGGCUUCCACUCUUGCCUGGGACAGUGGCUAUGGAAGCCCCUUUCUGGGAACUGGUCUAGGCAGCUACUACCCUUAUGGAGGAAGCAGCUUUGGAAGCUUUGGCAGCUAUAACUACGGCUAUGGAGGAGUUUAUACUGACCCAAGGGCUGCAAAAGGCUUCUUACUGGCCAUGGCGGCGUUUUGUUUUAUUGCUUCGUUGGUGAUAUUCGUGACCAGUGUUAUCAGAUCGGGAAUAUCCAGAUCAAGAACAUAUUUCUUAGUGGUGAUCAUCGUAAGCGCUAUCCUAGGCAUCAUGGUAUUCAUUGCCACCAUUGUCUACAUCAUGGGAGUUAAUCCAACAGCACAGGCUUCUGGCUCAUUGUAUUCAACUCAAAUAUAUGCGCUCUGCAACCAAUAUUAUACACCUAUGACAACUGGACUCUAUGUGGAUCAAUAUCUUUAUCACUUCUGUGUGGUAGAUCCCCAAGAGGCCAUUGCUAUUGUGCUGGGGUUUCUGGUUAUUAUAGCUUUUGCUUUAAUAAUAUUCUUUGCCGUGAGAACCCGAAGUAAGAUGGACAGGUAUGACAAAUCCAACAUUCUAUGGGACAAGAAAAGAGUCUAUGACGAGCAGCCUCCUAAUGUAGAGGAAUGGGUGAAGAAUGUGUCCAUAAAUACACAAGAAGUCCCCCCAGCUCCAUCUGACUAUGUGGAUAGAGUUGACAGUCCCAUGGCAUAUUCCUCUUAUGGCAGAAUGAAUGAAAAACGAUCAUAUCAGGACUCUUCAUACAAAUCAACACCGAUACCAGAAGUUGUUAAGGUUCUUCCAGUGACUUCAUCUGUGGAUGAUUUCAGGCAACCUCGGUACAGUAGCAGUGGUAACUUAGUAUCUACAACGAAACCUCAUGGGAAAGGAAGGAAAUCAAAAAGGGCUGACCAAGACCACUAUGAAACCGACUAUACCACUGGAGGGGAAUCGUGUGAAGAACUGGAUGAGGACUGGGACAGAGAGUACCCACCAAUAACUUCAGAUCAGCAGAGACAACUUUAUAAGAAAAACUUUGACACUGGCCUACAGGAAUACAAGAGCCUACAAGCAGAAAUUGAUGAAAUCAACAAACAGCUGUCCCGCUUGGAUAAAGAACUAGAUGAUUAUCAAGAAGAAAGUGAGGAAUACAUGGCUGCUGCUGAUGAAUAUAAUCGACUAAAGGAAGUGAAAGCAUCUGCAGAUUAUAAGAAUAAGAAGAAAUAUUGCAAGCAGCUGAAAAGCAAAUUGUCUCAUAUCAAAAAGAUGGUUGCGGAUUAUGAUAGACAAAAAACAUAAAGUCAGUGACCAGAAGGUUUGAGAAACUGUGGAGUAUAUCCUUACCUUCUCCGCAAAUGACUUAACCAAUGUUAUCUGAAGACAAAAUAUCUCUAGAGUGUAAUCAAUGAGAAGAUCUCUCUUUGUGACCUUUAUAAAGUUUUGGUAGCUAAAGCUAAUUCAAUAGCAUCAGUGUUGAUACCUUUUGUAAUGCUUUUUGGUAACUCACCUGUACAUUUUGACAUUAAUAGUUUUAGUCUUUUAAAUCUGGGUACUAGUCUUAAGGACCAAAUGUGUGUUGAAGAUUUAAGCCUUAAUGACUACUUCAGAUGUCACCAGUGCUAUGACUUACACUCCAGUCUCCUUUGUCUUCUCAGCUGAACAUGUAACCUCAUUAAAAAGCUCUCUCCUCAAUAGUGUUGCUACUGUUCUAGCUCACAGUUGAGGUGACCUCCAUACAAAGACUCUGAAUAUAUUAAAAAUGCCUUAAAUAUAUUCGUGUCUACUAUGUAUGCUGCAUUCUAAACCCCAGCCCCAUUGAUUUCUUCUUAAUGGCUUGAAAAUUAUUUGUAAUAAUAGUGAACUGUUUUCCUCAGCUGAUGCUAUGUAACCAAAAUUAUGCAAAAAUACCAUGCUUAUGAAAUUUUAAAAGUGUAUAUAUUUUACUUUUUUAAUCAGGGCAUUUAGACUCAUGAUGAUGUAGGUUAGAAUAUUUGUUGUGUAUUUUUGAAUGACUGUCAUUCACCUGUUAUGGUUUAUGUGUUUUGUUUUUUUUAACCAAGCAAAUGGUCUGUAUAAUAAAACAAAUUACUUUUGUAAUACAGUUAUAACUUGAACUAUAUCUUACUGGAACUUUUCAGCCCUUUAUAUAGUUUUAUUGAUGAGUCAACCUGGUUAAUUAACAAUACACACCCUUUUUUGAUAUUAUGUGACUGCUGAUACCAUGUGGAAAAGCCUUACACAUUGAAUGGUAGUAAUUCUGGUGGUAGCAGUAUGAAAAGGUCUAUUCACACUAUGUUGGUUGUUGAUUAUGCUGAUUGUUAGGUUGCUGAGUUUUUGGAUAUAGACCACAGAUUUAUGUGAAAACUGAAGAUAACAUGGCAGUUCAUGUAAUAGAGAUUUCCAGUGGUAUCAUUAAGUCUAAGUGUGUUCCAUUUGUUAAGUUAUGAGUAGUCAAAUAAAUUUAGCUUAACUGGU
Vombatus ursinus (common wombat) is the source of this 3112-nucleotide messenger RNA. RefSeq names its product occludin (gene OCLN). Gene Ontology annotation, cellular component: cytoplasmic vesicle; bicellular tight junction; apical plasma membrane. Bases 389 to 1936 code for a protein of 515 amino acids. Gene Ontology annotation, biological process: bicellular tight junction assembly. NCBI's taxonomy places the organism in Eukaryota, Metazoa, Chordata, Mammalia, Diprotodontia, Vombatidae. The transcript is spliced from 9 exons. The record is from RefSeq and is a predicted model, not a curated record.